Messenger RNA from Myripristis murdjan (pinecone soldierfish), 1880 nucleotides. RefSeq names its product testis development-related protein. Bases 431 to 1135 code for a protein of 234 amino acids. The transcript has 4 exons. Lineage: Eukaryota; Metazoa; Chordata; Actinopteri; Holocentriformes; Holocentridae. Gene Ontology annotation, biological process: spermatogenesis. The record is from RefSeq and is a predicted model, not a curated record. Gene Ontology annotation, cellular component: cytosol; nucleus.
ACAAGAUUAUUAUGCAUGAAUGCAUAGCUUAAUGUUUGCACUGGCCGAAGAUGAAAAGUACGGCGCCUUUCUCCCUCUACCAUGGCAACUUAAAGGAACAGAAGGGGGGACAGGGGAGGAGCGACGUUUAAAGGUCCAGGUGGUCGGGGCUGCGUAAAAAACGCAUCAAAAACACGCCAAACACUUAUGAAACGAGGAGUGGGCGUCAUUUCAAAGAAGUCGAACCUUGCAGCUCCUGGCACCUCCGUGGAUGGAUAAGCUGUUUUCACAGAAAGCAGCAGAGAUCACCAAAAACGCAGCGAUCGCUCCAGAAAAAAAACGGGCAAAACGGGACCAAACACUCCGGCGUCCGCUCAGAGUUUUUAGUUUGAGCCAAAGGGGGCAAGUUGGCAGAAGAGGAAGACGGCUUGUUUGAGCGAUCAGCGGAGAUAUGUUCAAGAAGAGCAAGAGCAAAGUGCUGGUGGAUUAUGCGUCAGAGGAGGACGACAUGUCCUGGCACUAUCAUCACUCCUAUAAGGACAAAGACAUAGAAGGAGAGGAAGAGGAGGAGGAAGAGGAGGAGGCUGUCAGUCCAAUAUCCAAGGAGGCCAAAGUGAAGAAGAUCAUGUCGAAGAAGGAGAGGAGGGAGAAGAAGAUGUUCUCCUCGAAGGAUGAUGAGCACUUCCUGUUGACCGGGGUCAAGCUGGCCGACCGGAGAGGGUCUCACAAGAAAAACAAGGGUGAUGAAAAGGAGAAGGAGAAGAAGGACAAGCCGGAGAAGAGCCACUGUUUCUGGGAGAGUGUCACCAUGACCAUGAGGCAGAUCUCGCCCACCAAGAAGCUGGAGAAGAUGGAGGGCUGGGAGCCGCCGCACCUCGGGGACAUAACUGAGACUCUGACCGAUGAAGCCCCCGAGGCCAAGAGCCAGACCAGGGACUCGCCCGUGUCCUUCCCCCACUCCCUGGGACUCCCGCUGGGCCUGGCCUCCUGGUCAGGCCGGGGUCUGGAGGAGGACUCUUCCCGCUACGCUAACCUGUCAGACUCCAGGGAUUCCACGGCCGUGAGGUGGACGGCCCUCGCCAAAGGCAAACUGGCCGGCAUCAGCAGGAGGAGUCGGGGGAUUGUGUCAGAAAACUCUUGGGAGGGCUUUAAAUAAUAGUCCCAGCCCUUAGAAUCAAGCUGAGACGCCACCCUGCUUUGCCUCUGUUCCACCAGUCGAGAGGAGUCCAACCAAAUACAUGUUUGUCUUUGAGAAAGUUGCUACUGUCAUCUGAGAUGCAGUAGUAUAGCCUUGAGCAAGACACACGAGGCCUUUCCUUACAUUAUAUCUUCUAUAUUUUAACUUUGUAGAAAACCUUGAAGACAGUUUGUUGACACAGGGUCGCCAUCUUGAAUCAAUGAGAUAGAAAAGCCUCAACACAUGCCUUACACUACUGUACCAUUAAAACUGUUGUAUCCACUGGCUUUUAGACAUUUUAUAUUACUGAAGCAGGAGAACACAGACUUUCAUGGAUUCUUUUUUUUUUUUUUUUUUUUUUUACAGUUGAUCCAAGAGAGUUGAUGAGGAAUGUGCAAACCUACCGACAUGCUACUGCUACUGAAGGCUUUAUAUUAGAAUGUGUCUUUUUUCCCCACGCCUUUCUUUCUAUGCAGUUAAAGCCUAUAAGUGAAGAAAAUGAGUCUGAAGCCUUAAUUUAUAUGUUGUAACAGGCUUGAGUGCUUUGUGCAAUCACGAAACAGACUGAAAUCCUUUGGGGUUUUAGAGCAGUGGUUUCCAGAGUGGGGUCCGGGGACCCCCAGGGGUCCUUGCGGGUCUUCCAGGGUGUCCUCAGCAAAAUGAGGACUUCAAUUUCACUAUAUUUUAAUGAAAUGAAAGCUGCGAUGUCUUUCACAAGCAUUUA